Molecule: messenger RNA, 5457 nt
Organism: Larimichthys crocea (large yellow croaker)
Lineage: Eukaryota; Metazoa; Chordata; Actinopteri; Sciaenidae
Gene: otud4
Product: OTU deubiquitinase 4
Exons: 21
Coding region: 324-4589 (1421 amino acids)
Biological process (GO): negative regulation of interleukin-1-mediated signaling pathway; negative regulation of toll-like receptor signaling pathway; regulation of protein K48-linked deubiquitination
Molecular function (GO): K63-linked deubiquitinase activity; cysteine-type deubiquitinase activity
Source: RefSeq, a predicted model, not a curated record
UUAAAUAUUGUUCUAUUUUAUUUGGACUUUUACUUUGGUAAACACCGGAAGUGGUGUGACAGGUCGCGCGGUGUAACUUGACCCCUCGCGGCAGAAGGGGGCGUGUCCGCGCGCUGUUAGCCGCGCUAGCCGCUAGCUGAAGUUUCACUUUGGAGCUUCCUGGAAAACGAAACGGGACGCGGCCGCGCCGUGUCGUCCAUGUUCGACUGGAGCUCUCCGGUGACAUUACCGACUUCCUCACGGUUACCGGGCGCGUCACAGAGCAGAGCGGCCACGAGCACGCAGCAGCUCCGGAUCACUCCGCCUAGCUGUUAGCCGUUAGCAUGGAGGGCGCUGGGAGUCCCGACGAGAAGGCGGCGGAGCGGCUGAUGGACGAACACCUGAAGUCCCUCGGCCUGCACCGGAAGAAGGUCGCCAAAGACGGCUCGUGCCUGUUUCGAGCCGUGGCGGAGCAGGUGCUGCACUGUCAGAGCCUCCACACCAGAGUCCGAGCCCAGUGCGUGGACUUCCUGCAGCAGAACCGGGACAGCUACGAGGCGUUCAUUGAAGGUGACUUUGUGGAUUACCUGGACAAGCUUCAGGACCCGCAGCAAUGGGUGGGAGAGGUGGAGAUCAACGCGCUGGCCGUCAUGUAUAAGAGGGAUUUUCUGAUCUUCCAGGAGCCUGGAAAACCAGCCGUCAACAUCACAGACAACAACUUCAAGGACAAGGUGCGGUUGUGUUUUCUGAACGGGAAUCACUACGACAGCGUUUAUCCCAUCAGCCGCGUUAAGAACGCCGCUCUGUGCCAGUCCAUCCUGUACGAGCUGCUGUACGACGACAUCUUCAAAGUCGACCGCAGCUUGCUGGGCGCGUGUCAGCGGAUCAGCCGACCCUCCGACUUCCUGAGCGACGACAACAUGGCCACCUGCGUCAGCAGCGACGAGUCCGACCUGGACGCCGGCGACGCGCUUUGGGUGGAAAACGGAACGAACGUGACGACGACGACGAGACACAGCAGGGGUCGCGGGCGUGGCCGUCACCUGCUGCCUGAGAGGGUGAGGCGUUCACUGAACCCGACUCUGUUCAGGAACAUCGAGUACGACGUCUGGCACAAGACAAAGAGAGCUCAACAGAAGAUGGAUUAUUACAUCGCUGCUGGGAUGCAGUUCACUGUCGGAGACCGCUGUCAGGUUCGUCUUGAGGGGAGUGGACGGACCUACAACGCAACCAUCAAGGAGGUUCUUCCCAACAACGGCCCGGUGACGGUUUACAUCGAAGAACUGGGAAAGAAACAGGUCCCUCUGUGGAGUCUUCGUCCUCCCAGUGAGGAGGGCAGCUGGAGCACCGUGGUGAACCGAGACAAGAGGCUGAGCAACGGACACGGAGACUGGGAGGACCGUGGUCGAGGCAGAGGCAGGGGGAAACACGUCCCAGCAUCCUCCUCUGUUUCCCAGGCAACCGUCCCGGGCUCCGGUGGGCGCGUGCUGAAGCAGCACUCGUGGCCGCCGCAAGCCACCGUAGACGAGCAGACCGGGGCCAAAGCCAACAGGUCACUGAAGUCGGUGAGCUCGGUGGAGACUUCGUUCGGACUGACGGAGCAGGAGCGUUUGGCCAAAGAGGAGGAGGAGAGGAACGUGGCGCUGGUGGAGAUCCAGCUCAGAGACGAGCACAGCUUCCCCGCCCUCGGGACUCAGCCUGGGACGCAGAGCGACGGAGGGAAGAAGAAAGGAGGAGAUAAGAAAAGAUCUCAGAGAAACAAGACGAAGAGUCCGGUCGAAGAUGUCAGAGCGUCGUCUCCCUCUGCUGGUGAAAGACCAAAAUCUUCCACCCCACCACUCACCUCCACGGCUGCUGUGAAUACAGCUCCACCCGCCGACUCCUCGCCUCCUGCUGCAAAACCUCCUGCAAACUCCGACUCGCUCAAGGCUGCCUCUUCUGCCAGCGCCACCCCGGCUCCUAAAACAAGCGCACCUUCUUGCGCUUUAGCUACCGGAACAACGCUGUGUUCUCUUCCUGCUGCCCCGAGUACUAAACCUGCUGUGACGGGUGGUGCUGUGCCUUCCUCCGUCCCCUCCUCCGCCUCUCUCUUCUCCUUCCUCACCCCUGUGCUCCCCGCUGCGUCAUCACCCCCGACCUCCCACGCCCUCUCCUCAUCCUCCCCUCCACCCUUUUCUUCCUCUAAACUGUCCUCUCUUCCCCCUCAGUUGUCUGCCUCACCUCCACCUUCGUCUUCCCUACCACCUCCCACUUUCAUCGCUCCCAUCGCUCCCUCUCCAACUGCCACGCAUGGCUUCCUCCCGCGUUCCUCCCCGCCCGUCUCCUCACUCACCCAUUCCCCAAGUCCACCUCCCUCCUCCGCCCACCAUGCUGCCAAAGUCUACGAGGCUCCGCCAGUUUCAGGCCAAACUCCAAAUUCUUUGCCAAAUAUCGGAGCUACUGUGACAGCAUCCCAGAGCUUCCAGAGCCAAGCCUCCCUGUCCCAGCUUCUUCCUCAGGUGUCUCAGGUGAACCAGAGCCACGUCUCUGUGACCCAGACCUCGUCAAUCCAGGUUGAGAACCAAACCAAGCUUUCUCCGCCCGUAAACCAAAUCUUGAUGCCGCAAACACAGACCGAAUCCUGUCUUCCUGCCCUCCAUCAGCACCAACCUCAGUCCAACACUGACGUGGUGUCUCUGCCCCAAAACCAGAGCCAGGUCUCAUUAACCCAGGUGGAGAACCGAACCCAGUCUUUUUUGCCGGCAAACCAAACCUUGGUGCCCCAGAUGCAAAGCGAGGCCCCGUCCUCCCUCCAGCACCAGUCUCAGGUCCAGUACCCCUCGCCGACGGUGGCUGAGGUCCAGUCCUCUCACCCAGCUCCAGGAGCUUCCUACCCCCUCACCUCUCAGGCCUCAGUUCCUGUCUCCGCCUCCAUGCAACCCCAUCCUCACCUCCACGUCCACCCGGCCCAGCCUCCUCACCCCUCUCAAGUCCCACAUCCCUCCCUCUCCCUCUCUUCUUCCCCGACUCAUCCCUCCAACACCCAGAAUCAAACAGAGGCCCCGCUCCCUCCCACCCAGCAGGCUCAGCGCCAGGCCGACUCUCCGGCUCAUCCUCCCUCCCAGCAGUCACACGUUCCUCACCCUGCUCUUCAUGCCCUACUACAGUCUGCACACCCACCUCACCCCCAGUCAAUCCCAGGAGCUGUACCUCUGCAGCAGCUGUCCCAGAUCUACCAGGACCCCCUGUACCCUGGGUUCCCCCAGGGGGAGAAGGGCGACAUUGCUCCGAUUCCCCCCAUGUCCUCCAGCAAGUCAGGUGACGACUUGCCACAAGACAUCAACAUCUUGAGGUUUUUCUUCAACUUGGGCAUCAAGGCCUACUCCAUGCCUAUGUUCCUCCCCUACUUUUACCUCCUCCCCCUCCAGCAAGCCCACACCCUACACCCCAAGCUCCCGUCCCGUUCCCCCUCUCCUACCCCUCACUACCUUUCCUCCAACGCCCCCACCAGGCACCAGGAAGCGUACCCUCACUCCCAGUACCCUCCGACUUCAGCGUCAGCGUCAGUGCCGUCUCAGUACGACCACCAAGUCCCACUCACUGAACCGUCUCAUCCCAGUGAACCCUCCUUCAACCAGGCCGCGUACCCUGUCACCCAGCCUCCACCCAACAGGAUGCCAGCCCCCGGGCAAUGGCAGCAGCCGCAGGUGCCUCCACCCAGAAACACCAGCUUCCCGGUUGAGUAUCCCACCCCAAGUCCACCAUAUCCACUUCCCCCGCCCUUAUCUCAGGGCUACCCACCAGGUCAAGUCCCAGGACACCCAAUGUACCGUCCGAGCAUGCCUCCAUACCCACCCCCAUCUCUGGGAUAUCAGCCUUCAUCCACCCCAGAGGAGCUCCAGGUGAACCAGGGGCUGAUGGAGCAGCGUCAGCCUGCCAACGGGGACACAAUGCCUGGCCAAAGACCCAGCCGUGUCACAGGUCCUGCUGCUGCUAGCUUGGCUAAUGCUAACAACAACAGAACAGUGGUGGUUCCCAGCGUUGGCCUGAAGAAGGAGCCCGGAGACAGUUUGACCAAAGUGGUGCUGCUGGUGGACCCGCCACUCAAUCCCAACAAUCCCAUACUGGUUUCAAACCCUGCCAUCAAGGAUGUCCCCGUCUCCAUGACAACUGUGAAGACCAGCAGCACCCCUGCCUCUCCAUCACCGUAUGACAUCAUCUCCAAGACGACCAUCCCCAGUGACAACAACCCCUCUCGUGGUCACCGUGGCCACCAAAAACCACAUCACCAUCCCACCAACACGUACGUCCCACUGGGGGCAUCGGAGACCAGCCAGGUGAGUUACCUGACGACCUUUGGCAUGGCAGAGGGUCUGUCUGUCGGCUGCAGCACGGAGGACGACUGGGAGGAGCAGGCGGGAUUCAAACCGACGACCUUGACUCACCGAGGGACGAAGAGGAACUACAGAGGAGGAGGAGGAGGAGGAGGAGGAGGAGGUAGAGGCAGCCGAGGCCACGAUCCAGGGAGGGGGUCACACAGGAGGAGAUAUGAAGGAGAGCCGGGGGCGGGGUUUAGAUACGUCCAGUAUAGCUCCUCCCACAGGGGGAGGGGCCGGGAGAGAGGAUACUAGCUCUCAGCCAAUGAGAGGAGUGGACACACGAAGGUGUUUUUUGUUUUCUUUUUCCUCGUGAAGCGUGUUUCGUUUUCUUUAUGACAUCUUUUUUUUUUUUUUGUCACCAUCUGGAGCUCUAAUUGGUGGACGGGAUCGAUCGCACGUACAAAAUGAGUCACAAUCGCCUCGUUGUCAAACUCUAAAUCUCUUUUUUGUUUGUUUGUUUGUUUGUUUUGAAACGCUCUGACUCGUCGCAGAAACAGGAACACUAAGGUCGUCUUGACGACGCUCGUUGUUAGCUUUCGUAAAAUUUUUCAGCAGUUUAAACACAUUGACGAAUGUCAGGAGCUCGUGCGUCGACCUGAAAGUCUUUGGACGACUAUAAACGUGUUCGGAGUGACGUGGAUUUUUGUGCCCUGAAUUUUGACUUUCGUUCUUUGAAGGAAUAAUUCGACGCGACUCUAUUCGACUAUUCCAUCAGCCCUUGAACGCAGCAUAACAACUGAGAGCUUAGCGUGUGAAACCAAGUUCGGCGAGCACUUCUUCUGUUAGCGUCUGUUAGCACUGCGAGCUAAAAUAAAAACAAAGCGGAUAAAACGCUGCUUUAAAACUACUACAGUACACACAACGGCAAAGAAAGUUUAACUUGAAGCUGUUUUUUUGUUUUAUUUACUGCUGCUGGUUUCACGUCCUCUUCCCGUGUUUUUUUUUCUUUGGUCGGCUUUAAAGAACUCAAAAAAAACUCAGUGCCUUACGUUUGCUGCUUUUUACCGUCUUAUAUUUCGGGUUUAGGAAACACUGCUGUACAGAACAAAAAGGCUGUUUUGUCGUCUGUUUGAAUUUUCUAUGUGGUUGAAUAAAUAAAACUUUUUUUGGUUCAGAUGGA